AUGAACGAUGAUUCGUUUAAUUAUUUUGUAUAUCACACUGUUGACGAGAUUGACGAAUGGAUUACAUCGUUCACUAAGGACAAUUCUAUUGCAUCGGUGGUAACUAUUGGAUCCGGAAAAUCGUAUGAAGGCAGAAACAUGCGUGGUUUGAAGAUCAGCACCGGGAGUGACAGACCGGCGUUUGUGAUCAAUUGUGGCAUCCAUGCUCGUGAAUGGAUAACACCUGCUACUUGUCUGUAUACUGCAAACAAGCUGAUGAACGAAUAUAACAUGAACAUGACAAUAACUCACCUGAUGAAUGGUGUGGAUUUCUAUCUCAUUCCCUCAUCGAAUCCAGAUGGUUACGCUUACACUUGGUCGAAUGACAGGAUGUGGAGAAAAACAAGAAGCAAAUCUGACAUGUGUGACACAUGCAUAGGAGUUGACCCAAACAGGAAUUGGGAUUUCCAUUGGGGUGGUAUGAAUUCUUGUGUCGGUUAUAAAAGAAAAAGUCUAAAGCAGCAUGUUAUCGACGUACGGGACCGCUUCAUUUAUGAAGACUCUUUCUCCGUUGUAAAGAGUCUGAAAUCUAGUCGACAACAGAUUGAGACAAAAAAUCAACGAGAUUUUGUUGAAAGUAUAGAAAAUGUUAGAGCGUACAUAGAUGUCCAUUCUUACAGUCAGACAUGGAUGUAUCCAUAUGGAUAUACAAAAUCUCCGGCUCCAGAUGCAGCUAUAUUGGAGAAAAUUGGAAGAGACAGUGUGUCUGCUAUAUCCAGCGUAGAUUCCCAUGUUUUUCAGACAGGAUCGAUUUCUGAUGUCGUGUAUGUCGCUAGUGGAAGCACCGCUGAUUUCUUCUACAGCAAAGGUAUAAAGUGCUCAUGGGGAGCAGAACUUCGUGAUACAGGAAAAUAUGGAUUUAUUCUUCCAGAAGACCAAAUCGGCAAAGGAGCUGAGGAGGCUUUCCAAGGUUUUAUGGUUAUUGCGAAGAACAUACCACUGGGUCCUUGCUAGAGUUAUGAAAGGAAAAUGAUCGUUUGAAAAAGAAUACUUGAAUAUUUUGUGCAAAAUAAAC
Styela clava is the source of this 1054-nucleotide messenger RNA. The record is from RefSeq and is a predicted model, not a curated record. Lineage: Eukaryota; Metazoa; Chordata; Ascidiacea; Stolidobranchia; Styelidae.